AUGAGUUACCUGACCUCUGACCCUAACCAGACAGAGAACAUUGACACCAUUAUCCGACCCCCUUACUUCUUCAUCAGUGGUUUCAUCGACAUCCCCCACAUGGAGUACUAUUACAUCUUCCUCUGCUUCGUAUACAUCAUCGCUCUGAUGGGCAACACCUUUGUCAUGAUGGUUAUCUACAUGGACAGCAGUCUCCACAGCCCCAAGUACAUUGCUGUGUUCAACCUGGCCUUCACAGACGUGUGUGGCAGCACUGCCAUGGUCCCCAAGGUCCUGGAUAUGUUCCUGUUCAGCAGACAGCUCAUCUCCUACAACCAGUGCCUCACUAGCCUCUUCUUCAUCUUCCUCUUCCUCACCAUGCAGUCCUUCAACCUCACCAUCCUCUCCUACGACAGACUGGUGGCCAUCUGCUGCCCACUCAGGUACCAUAUGAUGGUGACUCACAGGUCCAUGUUCCAGCUGACGGGUGCUGCCUGGGCGUUUGCUGUGUUCAUGGUGUUGCUGGCUGUGUGCCUCAUCACCCGACUCUCCUUCUGCCGGUCUCUGGUGAUCAACAGCUACUUCUGUGACCACGGUCCCCUGUUCCGUCUGGCGGCCCCCUGUUCUGAUGUGGUCCCUAACAUAGUGAUGUCUUAUCUCAACCCCAGUAUAGUCCUCUAUUUCCCCAUGGUCUUCAUCAUAUCAUCAUACAUCUGUAUCACACACGCCCUGUUCACCAUCACACUGCCCCAGGACAGAGUCAGAGCCGUGAAGACGUGCACCUCACACCUGAUACUUGUAGCCAUAUUCUACCUGCCUAUUAAUUUCACCUACCUCCUUCACCCAAUCAUACCAACCAACGCCCGGAUCAUCAACCUCUCCCUGACCUUGGUGCUGCCGCCCAUGCUAAACCCCAUCAUAUAUGUUCUGAAGACAGAGGAGUUUAAGGAAUCGGCCAAGAAGCUGCUUAGUAAAAGAGGAUUCCAGAGAGCUGUAGUGCCGGUCCAAUCAACAUGA
Messenger RNA from Salvelinus namaycush (lake trout), 996 nucleotides. Its product is annotated as olfactory receptor 1361-like. Gene Ontology annotation, biological process: G protein-coupled receptor signaling pathway. Gene Ontology annotation, cellular component: membrane. Gene Ontology annotation, molecular function: olfactory receptor activity; G protein-coupled receptor activity. Bases 1 to 996 code for a protein of 331 amino acids. Lineage: Eukaryota; Metazoa; Chordata; Actinopteri; Salmoniformes; Salmonidae. The transcript is spliced from 6 exons. The record is from RefSeq and is a predicted model, not a curated record.